UCGGAUUUCAUCUCAAGCUUUUCUACUUCUAAGAUUUCCAAUCUCUCUCUACACUCUCAAAAUUUUUGCCUUUCUUUUCCUGUUCUACCUUUUCUCUCUCGAUGGAAAAGGUUAUCAGGUUGUCUGCAGAAAGGGGUGUGGUGGUUUUCACCAAGAGCUCUUGUUGCCUCUGCUAUGCAGUCAACAUUCUGUUCAAAGAACUUGGAGUGGACCCUGUGGUCCAUGAAAUUGACAAAGACCCUGAAGCCAAGGAAAUGGAGAAAGCUUUAACUAGGUUGGGUUGUUCGCCACCUGUUCCGGCGGUCUUCAUCGGAGGGACGCUUGUGGGCUCCACCAAUGAGGUCAUGUCCCUCCAUCUCAGUGGUUCACUCACUAAAAUGCUCAAACCAUAUCGAUCUUUAUCUUAAAAGAGGACUGCACAUGCAAAUUAAGACCUUGAUUUCAACAAUAAGCAUGCACUAUUAUAUAUGGCUCCAAUGAUCACCAGAGUAUACUUACUACUAUGCCUAAUAUUGGAUACGAUCCAUGCAUGUGUUGCAAGUUGUUAAUUUCUAGCAUUUUAUUAGCUAUAAUUA
Vigna umbellata (rice bean) is the source of this 575-nucleotide messenger RNA. RefSeq names its product Glutaredoxin family protein. The record is from RefSeq and is a predicted model, not a curated record. NCBI's taxonomy places the organism in Eukaryota, Viridiplantae, Streptophyta, Magnoliopsida, Fabales, Fabaceae.